AUGAAGCCGAUUAAAAAGCAAGGAAGGCGCUCGCCCCCGUCGACCCGAGCCAAAGGGGGGAAGAGACGGGGGACAGGGGACAGUGGAGAGAAAAGAGACUCGGACGAGAACAGAGACCGAUCCCCCAAAAGUCAGACCUCACCCCAAACCUCAUCUCACUCAGAGUCUUCUCAGGAGGAGUCGGUGACACUCACAACGAUGGCCACGCCAGAGAGGGAGGGCCACAGAGAGGGGCCCCGGGUCCCAGAGACAGCGGCCGCAGCAGCAGGGUCCCUCCCUGGGAAGUCGGAGGACUCCCUCCCGGGGAGCUUCAAAUCGCUGAGCGCCCACAGCACAGACAGCAGCAGCAGCGCCACCAGCGCUGCCAACAGCCCCAACCCCUCGUCCAACCGCAAGACGGCCACCUUUAAGGCCCGCGUCCCCAAGAAGAAGUACACCUCUGAGCACUGUGCUGCCGCCGCCGCUGCCGCCGCCAACCACGGAGGCCCCGGCAACACCGGCGCGCCUCCACUGAACAGAAAUAGUGCUCACAGUGACAGUAACGCCGGAAGUCAGUUGUCGAGCUUAUCUUCGGGGCCUGGGUCGGCGGCGAGGGAGGGCGGUUCGCUCACUGACAUCAACAGUCAGACCAGGAGACCAGUGGAGGACUACAUUACCACCAUAGCUCCACCACAGGACAGGGACAACACACCUGGACCCCCUCCCACAGGGGACAGAGACAGGAGAGGCCCAGAGGGAGGCAGAGAAAUCUCCCCCAGCCCUGUCCGCUGCUCCUCUACAGACACGGCCAGCGAACACGACCUGGACGUGAGCGAGCCACACCGCUCCAACUCUCACCACGCCAACCCCACCCCCGAAGCACACACCCUGGCCCUGGUGCAACGUAGCACCCCGCAAACUCCGACCCCACAGAGCCUGUCGGACGCGCUAGCCGACGCCCUGGCCAAAGGUCUAAAGAACCAGCGGGUGCUAGCCAGGCAGGCUCGGAGGAGGACUGGAAAGGGGGAAGAGGAGAACAGAGGAGGGGGUAGGGAGAGCAUGGACUCAGUGUUCAGAGCGGGCGUGGUUCGGCGGGUGAGCGGCGAGCACGGCAGCCUGGAGGUGCAGCUGAACGGCGAGAAGGAGCUUUACCGCUACCCAUUUCGUCAGGGCGCCCAGGGACCCGUGGACAUUAUCAUGGACGCCCCGCCACCCGGCUCCCAAGCCGUCCCCAUCGGCACCCCUGUGUGCGUGCCCUUCGGAGGCAACGAGGACGGCGGCACCACAGAGGCCCAGCGCCAGUGGUACCGAGAGGGCCUGGUCACCCAGGUGGACUCCCACCCGGCUGUGUCCUACCCCUAUAGAGUGUUGUUAGAGGAUAGAGUGCCCCCAGGGGAUGAGGAAGGGGAUGGCAGGGUGGGCACUCCGACCGCUGUGUGGGUGUCCCGCCAGAGCCUCCGCCUGCUGGUGCCCCCCUGGGACCUGGACCUGGGACCCUGCGGAGGGGGGCGAGAGGAAAGCGAUGCCGCCGCCAAGAGAGGGCGAGAGAGGGAGAGAGAGAAAGAGGACAGGGAUGAGAUAGAGGUGGAGCAGGAGCUGUGUCGCCUCAGCCGUGGGAUGGGGCUCAGCGCGGCUGUGGCUGGGUCCGUGUUGGGGAGGCUUUCAUACCCUGGAACGGCCCCCGCCUCCUCGUCUUCCUCCACUGUCAGCUCCCCCGUCACCCCCGCCUCGGUGCUGAGUCUGGUGCCCGGAAGAGACUGGGAGCGAGAGAAGGACCUGGAGGACAUAGAGGUGUCUCACUUCAGCAUGGUGCCCAUGGGGGCGGCGGGGGGGGCGGUCAACACAGGCCCACUGACGGUGUCCCAACACAGGCACAUACUCUCCAAGCCGCCCCCGGGCUACCUCAGCCCCCACCUGUCUGUGGUCCGGAGCCUCGGAGGCACCCCGCUGGUGGGCCCCCACCUGGCCCUCAACCCCCACCCCCCUCCCUCCCCCACGGCCGCCCUCUUCAAAUUCCAACUCCCACAGCGCAUCUGGAGGGGUGGAGGCUCGUGCUCGGGUUCGACUUCCUCGUCGCGCUCCCGCACCCCGCUCACGGCGGCCCAGCAGAAGUACAAGAAGGGCGACGUGGUGUGUACCCCCACGGGCAUCCGCAAGAAAUUCAACGGCAAGCAGUGGAGGAGGCUGUGCUCCAGAGAGGGCUGCUCUAAGGAGUCCCAGAGAAGAGGCUACUGCUCGCGUCAUCUCUCCAUGAGAACUAAAGAGAUGGAGGCCAGCGGAGGGGGCAGAGACCGUGGCGGGGCCAGCAGUACGGGCACCCUAACCCCGUCAGACCUGAGGCUGGGCGGCGGCCGGACCAGUUCAGAGUUCGACUGGGACAAUACGUCGCGAGACAGCAGCGAAGCGAGCAGUAGGGGAGGGGAUUCACGACCCCGCCUGGUCCUGCCCUCGCUCCUGCCCCAGGACUUAUCACGCUUCGACUUUGAUGAGUGCGAGGCGGCCACAAUGCUGGUAUCUCUGGGCAGCUCCCGCUCGGUCACGCCUUCCUUCUCUCCCAUCUCCAACCAGUCACCCUUCUCGCCCACACCGUCGCCCUCGCCUUCCCCGCUUUUCGUCUUCCGCCCGGCCACCUUCAGCCCCAUCACGGCGCCGCCUUCGCUCACCCCUCGCCGCCACCGCCACCUGAGCGGCACUAAGGUGGGUACGCCGGGCUUGGAGCGCGAGCGCCAUCUGUCGGGCAUCGUACCCACCUUCCAGACCAACCUCACCUUCACUGUGCCCAUGAGCCCCAGCAAGCGGAAACUUGAUGCCCUUCCUCCGCCCCUGCCCCUCUCUGCCCAGGAUUACUCCAAGCCCGACCAGCAGUUAGGGGAGAAUAUAGGCCUAAGCCCAGCCGCCUUCAGGGUGCUCUCUCCUCAGAGCCAGCCCACCACCCCCUCCUCCCUCUCCUUCCCCCGGCCCCGGAGCGCCACCAGCCGCCCCCCGUCCUCCGCCGCCUCCACCCCCCCGCCAAUGCUGGUUUCUCCCACCCCUCCCUCCCCCCUUCCCCAGGACCCCAGUCCCCGCCGCGUCGUGCCCCUGCGAGACUCCCCCGUCAUCGUGCGGAACCCCGACGUCCCUGGCCAAGUUCACAGAUGGACCCCUGGUGAGGAGGGGAGGAGGAGGCCGCUCCUCCAGAGAGCACAGCCAGCCCCUGCACCUUGCCACCGGCCUCAAGCACCCGUGCCCAUCAACGGCGCCGCCACCAAUGGCGCAGUCCUCCUGCGAAACCCUGCCUCCACCCUUGUCCUUGUAACCUCCUCCCAGUCCCUGACCCCAGCCGUCGCCGGACACCCUACACACUCCAGCCCCACCCUCGGUGGUGGCUCCGCCUCCAUCUCCUCGACUGGCUCCGCCCUCUCCAGCUCUGGAUCAGGAGGUAGGGAGUGGGAGAGGAAGCCCGGCGGGCACCAGGACGCCAUUGGAGGGGCAUUGCCCCAGCCGGUAGCCUGCCACCCCUCUCCAACCGCCCUGCUGCCCCUCAUCCUACCAGCCGAGUCCCCUCACCCUGCACCCCGCAAGGACAUCAUCAUUGGACGACCCGGGACAGUAUGGACCAAUGUGGAGCCUCGUUCAGUGCCAGUGUUUCCUUGGCAUUCAUUGGUCCCUUUCCUGGAGCCCAGCCAAUCGAGUGCGGCUGCCCAGCCCGCUGAUGGCCAACAGCUUGUCAAUCAGAGCAAAGAGCCCCGUUGUGGGGUGGCCGUAGUGAGUGACGGAUGGGUGGGUCCACCAGACGCAGAGCAAGGGUCUCCAUCCCGCCCACCACCCUCCUCCAAUGACAACGACCCCCCAGCUGGAAGAGCAGAAAGAGGUGGAGCCGACAGCGAGACGGAGAGCGAUGCAGACGACCCGUUUUUUCCGGGUGUAGCCAAUGAUCCUGCCCCGUCUACGGGCCCUAUCAAGAGGCGCACUCAGUCCCUCAGCGCCCUUCCCAAAGAUGGAGACAGAAAGAGGGAAAAGGACCACAUUCGGCGGCCAAUGAACGCGUUCAUGAUUUUCAGCAAGCGUCACCGGGCACUGGUUCAUCAGAGGCACCCCAACCAGGACAACCGCACGGUCAGCAAGAUCCUGGGCGAGUGGUGGUACGCCCUGGGGCCCAAAGAGAAGCAGAAGUACCACGACCUCGCCUUCCAGGUGAAAGAGGCUCACUUCAAGGCCCACCCAGACUGGAAGUGGUGCAACAAGGACAGGAGGAAGUCUAUCUCUGAGGGCCGAGAGACCCCAGGAGCCAAAGAGGCACGCGAGAGGAGCAUGUCGGAGAGCACAGAGCCUGAGUCAGUCUCUCAGGGAAUGGAGGCGAAGGGUGCGGCAGGCCCGGACUGGCCUGGGGGCUCUGAGCGUCAUGUGGGGGCCUACAGUGGUCAGCUCCCUCGCCCCCGGGCCUUCUCCCAGAGUGCAGUACACAGCCUGGAGAGGAGGGAGCGGGCCAGAGAUGUGGAGAAGUUGUGUCGAGAUGGGGCAGGCUCAUUCCGCAGCCGCCCCCCUACUCUCUCCCUGACACAGUGUGGGGCCAGCGAGGACGUGACCAGCGACGAGGAGCGCAUGGUCAUCUGUGAGGAAGAGGGGGACGAUGAUGUCAUGGAGGAUUCGUGCCCUGAGGGAUCCAUAGACCUCAAGUGUAAAGAGAGAGUGACUGACAGUGACGAGGAUGAGCCGGAUGGACAGCGAGUUUUCCAGCCAGUGGUCCGCUCCUCUCUCCCCUAUGCCACCAGCACCUCCCACGCCGACUCUCACUCCGACUCUACCAAGGGGAACACAGGGGGGAGCACUGGAGAGAGCUCUGAGAGGAAGAGAAAACGAGGGAUGGAGGGAGGAGAAGAGGGAAGUGGAGAAUCCAAAAAAGGAGGUGGAGGGGGGCAGGUUCCCUCUAAUUCCAUCCCUGGAUCGGCGCCCUUCACCUCGACCCCCGCUCUGGGUUAUGGACUCACCCAGGUGCUCGGUGCAGUCCGGAUGGCCCCCACCAUGGUGACCAAUGUGGUAUGCCCCAUCGCCAGCACGCCAAUCCCUAUCACCAGCAAGCCAAUGGAAGGUCACAUCGCCCUCAGUGCCCUCCCUGGGGAGAAGAAAGCCACGCUUCUGAUUGGUGGACCGGGAGCAAUAGGUGGGCCUAUCACAGCAGGGGGUGGGUACUUGUCCUCGUCCUCUCCCAAUCCCGUGAGUGUGGGGCCGGGGGGGCUGCAGGUCACCAGUCUAGUGCUGGGAGGAGCUUUCCCCAACCAGUCUAUACAGCUCAUAGCCCCGCCUCAGCAUCUCUUAAGUCCCACCCACAGCACCCUGCCACUUCCCCUCCCCCUGCUGCAGCCCCAGUUCCUUCCUGCCGCCUCUCUCACCUCCGCUGGCGGUGCCAAGCCUGGCCUCACCCAGGUGCAGUACAUCCUGCCCAUCCUGUCUUCUGUCAGUGCCAACCCCAAGAGCCCCUCCCCACAGCUAACCCAGCAGCCAACCGGCAUCCUCACGCUGCCCUCCACUCCGCCCACCCAUGUCUUCCAGGCCAAUGGAAUACAUUCGGGGGCAGGAGCGGGAAUAAGAUAUGCCGCAGUGGGAGGGGUCAGUCCUGGAGCAAGAGCCCAGUCUCCAGUCUUGCAGAGCAAGAUGUUGGUUCCCAUGGCAACAGUGAGAACAGGCUCUACUCCUCCUCAGCCCAUCUCCCACGUGGCCCCUCCCCUUCCUGUGCAAAAUGGUGCUCUACCAGGAAACAAGAUCAUCCACAUCGCCCCCAUGCCAAUGGUCCAGACAAAUGUCCACCCUGCUGGAGCAGUGCAUCCUGGGAGUCCCUUCCCUGUAUCCAUGGCAACAGCCACUUUGAUGACUCCGGGCAUCAAACCCCCUCAGACUGUGUUGCUGACCUCGCCUCCAACAAGGAUCACUUAUGUCCAAUCCAGCACUGGAGUGGUCUCCACGGCAACGGUCCAGGCCCCUCUCUCUCCAGGACCCACCUACCUGCCGUCGUCCCUGAAGUCUCUGGGCUUCACCGCCAUUUCUCCGGCCGGCCAGGCCCUGAUGCAGCCUCUCGUAGCGGGCCAACCGCCCUUGCUAGCCCCAGCCCUUUCCCCUGGAGCCCCGGGGACGGGACGUCAACUCCUCACCGCCAUCUACCCGGCCCCAAGCAUCACCCUAGCGUCAGGUGUGGUCGCCAUGACCUCCGUGCCCCCCAAUUUGGCUCAAGAAGUGUCUGGCCAAUCAUCAGCCUCGGCUGUCGGCGUGCAGGGUUCAAAGGACGUUACCCGGUCACAUGAAGAGGGAAUGCCACACCUGACUGCAGAGUUGGAGCAAAAGUCACAGGUGGAGGGCCAGGCCCAACGGAAGAACAAGGCUCAGAUAAAGAAAGAGAAUACGACGGAGGAUGCCGAGGCAUAUAGCAAACCUGGUGCUAACUCAAUGGCUAUGUCCAGCAGCAAAAUACCAGCAGGGAGUGAAGAAGACGGUGGUCGAGCCAGCCACAUGAAAGAAGAGAAUACGGACGAUGACCGAGAUUAUGCCAGAGGGAAUGGAGAGAGGGAGAGUGAGAUAAAGAAGGAGAUUGGGACGCCUGAACCAGAGGAGUCCAGGGAGGCAGAAGAUUGGCCCCAUGAGGGCCACAACAAAGGGGACAGUGGCAACGGGGGCCACAGCAAAGAGGCUGGACCGAGGGAACCUCUCCACCCUACCACAGGACUGGACCCUCCUCCGCCUCCCCCACAGACUGACAGGGACGUGCCCCCCUCAGCCAAGAAGACCAAAUUCCGCCCCCCGCCGCUCAAAAAGCCCUCAGACGCCAUUGAAAAGGUCCUGUCGGGGUCCUAUUUCGAGGAGCGCUUUGCCGAGCUGCCAGAGUUCAGACCAGAAGAAGUGCUGCCCUCUCCCACCCUACAGAGUCUGGCCACCUCCCCCCGAGCCAUACUGGGCAGCUACCGGAAGAAGAGGAGGAACUCCACAGACCUGGACUCGUCUGCAGAGGACCCCAGCUCUCCCAGGAGGAAGGCUGCCGCUCGGAGCCGUCUCUCCAGCUGCAGCUCGGAGCCCAACACACCAAAGAGCGAGGUCAAGUGUGAGGGGGACAUCUUCACCUUCGACAGAGCUGGUGCUGAGUCUGAGGAUGUCCUGGGGGAGAUGGACAAAGUGCCGUACUCCUCUCUCCGGAGGACUCUGGACCAGCGCAGGGCUCUCGUUAUGCAGCUCUUCCAGGAACACGGCUUCUUCCCUUCAGCUCAGGCCACUGCAGCCUUCCAGGCACGAUACUCAGACACCUUCCCCACCAAACUGUGUCUGCAGCUGAAGAUCAGGGAGGUGAGGCAGAAGAUAAUGCAGACAGCCACACCUGGAACCCCCGGAAUCUCUGAGCCCGGCGGGUCAACAACAGGGGUCAUGGGUUCAACGGACUCCGUCUCGGCCGCCAUCGGCUCCUCCAAUACCAACACUCGAGAUGGUACAGGGACGGAGCCAGGAGAAAGAGGGCGGAGUCCCGAGGAGCCCAGGAACGUGGGCAAAUUGUAGGAAUGGAAAGAAGGAGAGAUGGAAAGAAGGAGAAAAGCAAGAGAAUGGAGAAUAGUAGGUGGAGAGAAAGUGCCAAAAGAGAGAGAGGAGUGUUGUUGUGUCCCACAGCAUGUCCUUGUACAUGUAGUAACAGGACAUCAGUUUCACUUCGGCACAGUUCUGUACUGGCUGUACCCUCAGCACAUUUGUAGUUUGACACAGAACAUUCUGUGGUACACACCAGUGGAGGCUGGUGGGAGAAGCUAUAGGAGAGGGGGAUGGCUGGAAUGGAUUCAUUGUAAUGGCUGGAAUGUAAUUAAAGGAACGGAGUAAAGCACGUGGUUUCCAUAUGUUUGAUACCGUUCCAUUUAUUCCACUCCAGCCCUUACAACGAGCCCGUCCUCCUAUAGCUCCCCCCCCACCAGCCUCCACUGGUACACACAUUCUUACUGUCUCUCUCUCGCGCACACACACCCCACCAACUCAGACUGUUACUCUUGGGUGGCAGUCACGAGCAUUGUCACACAGAUGUACACAAUGGCACUUUGUAACAAUUUGUGCGGAUUCAGUUUGCAGCCCUCUGUUGCCAUUGACUUCCCUCCCUCCACUCCUCAGCACAGUGGUUGGGAUGUAUCCAAUGUAACAUCCACUGAAAUUCCACAGCCCCUCUAUGCUGCAACAACAGACAGCACUGAACUGGACACACACUGCACACACACAGUCUGCCAGUCAACUCAACACUCGCCUGACCAAGCCUUUGGCCUGCACAGUUUUUAGAGAUUGGAGAAAGUGAGUCAACCAUUGGCUCCCGAAAAAGGGAGGCUGGACUCAGCGUGACCAUUGACCAAUCCCUGGCCCAAUCAGUAAUCAACGUCACAGACAGGCUGAGUUCCUAUUGGCUGGAGAGGAUGUUGUAUAUUGAGGUUUCCCCCCUUGUGGACGCCGUUAUGAGAUAUGAAAUAUGUAAAGCUUGAAGGGUGAUGCGUGACAAAGCAACAAACUCAACAUUGGUUGGCUGUAAACGAGCACAGAGAAAGGCUGAACGAGACACAUCGUCCAUUCAUUGGUCAACUCAAGAGGCUGCGGAUUCCACCAAGGAAGCCGGAAGCAGAUGAUGUGACAUGGCUCACUUGGCUCCCAAGUGACAGUUGACAAGCAAAAGUAGAUUUAUAACCAACGUCUAGGAGUCACCCAGUGGAUAUGUUGCUUUAUCUUGUAUUGUUGCAGUGGAAAUAACACGUUUUUUCUGUGGCCUGUUUUCUCUCUUGUGGCUCUCAUUGGUGUAUCUCCAGCAUAAACUUAUAUAAAAGGGGUUUGGAAACAGCCCACGCAACCCCUCUUCUAAAUUUUACUUUGGGCCAUUCCCCCUCUCCCAUGACUGCUCAGUAGACACAUAGAGGAGGGGGCAGGCAGUUUGUUUUUAAACGUUGAAAUCAGGUGUUUGCACAAUGUGUGGUCUUGUGACUGCAAUUUAAAUCAGGAAAGUAUUAUUUUUAGAGAUUGUUUCUUAGAAAUAACCUUGUUGUUCAAUGUUAUCAAUCCCCCCUUCUUCCAUUUGGAGCCCCUUUCCCCCUUGCUUCCUUUCCCUGCCCCUCUAACUAACUAAGUGUUGUUAGAAAGUGCCCUUAAGCACUGGUCCGGGGUCAGUUCUGUUACGUAGCUCAGGAUGGCUCUGGUUAGAGUUUAGUUCAGGGAAAACAGAUCCUAGACCAGCCCCGUAGGGCAUUCUCUGGAGCCCUCUCUCUUCCCUCUGCCACUUUAUUUUUUUCCUUAUUAAAUGGUGCAAUAGGACAUUUGGAAUGGGUGGGUUAUGUGGGUCUGUGCCAUAGAUAUUUACAGUACAGUCAGAAGACCCAUUCUAGCAACUAUGGCAUAAGAAGAACUCUCUGAGAUUGCUAUAUUUGAAGAGAUAGAGCAUAGCUAACUAACUAAAGUCAAAGACAUUCAAAUAGCACUUUUUGCCUCUUCACUUGUUUUGGGAAGAGUUGGGGUAGUUAUGGGUGUACCUUUAUUUCUCUGUAUACAUUUGGAUGUGUGAAAAAUAUCUAUAUUUCCAUAUGUGCAUAUAGAUGUUGUGUGUGUGUGUUUGCGCACAUGCAUGUAUGGACUCGGCCACACCCUUCACAUAACAUACAAUAAGACAUUAUCAAUCAUAUAUGUUCUUCACAUAUACUGGAGGCAGUAUUUUUUUUACAGUCACCAGGACUAUUAUAUGCCACCUUGACUGUUAUAUUAAUGAGAUAGUCCAAGAUCAAACGCAUAGAAUUUAUCAAAGAUUUGUUGAGUCUUGCAAAGGUGAGGCGUGAAAUGAUUCCAUGAACAUGCAUGUGCGCACGCAAACACACAGACAUACAUACACACACACACACACACACACACACACACACACACACACACGAAUGCGUGUACACUGUAUGAUUGUGCUUAAAAUAAACUGUCCAUACCUUGGAGAAGGAAUUUUAGAAUGAGAGAGAUGAGUGUGAGCUCAUAAACAGGCAUGUUGACCAUGUGCAAUAUUUCUAAGCAAAAUAAACAACUAAAUAUUGAAAAUAUUAAAAGACCUAACACAAUA
Molecule: messenger RNA, 10042 nt
Organism: Oncorhynchus keta (chum salmon)
Lineage: Eukaryota; Metazoa; Chordata; Actinopteri; Salmoniformes; Salmonidae
Product: protein capicua homolog
Biological process (GO): regulation of transcription by RNA polymerase II
Cellular component (GO): nucleus
Molecular function (GO): DNA-binding transcription factor activity, RNA polymerase II-specific; RNA polymerase II transcription regulatory region sequence-specific DNA binding
Source: RefSeq, a predicted model, not a curated record